AGGGUUUCAUUGUGUGCACAAAACGUUACAAAGAAGAAGAAAAACCUUUUUGGAGUUAGAAGUGUAAAAGGGGUUUCAGUUUGACGAAUUUUCCUUAGUAGUUGUGUAAAAAAAGGCCAUUGACUUAAUGUCAACUCUAUAUAUCUACACAUUUUUUUAUUAAUUAGUUUUUGUUUUUUUCCCACUUCAUUUACCUUUAGUCAAUGAAUUUUUACUGAAAACGUUUUUUCAAGGUCAAUUUCACUGAGUUAAAAAAAAAAGUUUUAUUUUUAACCAAAAAUUACGUUUUUUCCUAGGCUUCGGUAACCUGUGAAUUCCUCUAUCUCACUAGCUUUUAUGUAGAAGAGAGAGAAGGCAACAUUAAAUUCGAUCUAAAACUUCAAGAAACCAAAACAACACUUCAAAAAAAAAAAGAGAUCUGUUCUAUAGAGUUUUAAUCUUUUCUUUCGACUCGAGUUUGGCUCAACAAAGUUUAUAUCGAUUUGGCACUCUAAAAUGUAAGUAGAACCAAAUGAAUCUUGUAUUUUAUGUACGUUAAUAAAAAAUUAGGGUUUCCUAGACGACAAUCUCGUCAUCCGUUUCUUCUUUGUCUACCUCUGCGUUUUCUUGUAGAUCCGAUGAUGUGCUCAGUCUUGUGACUUUCAAGAUUGAUUUUAUCGUUAUUGUUUGAAGAUAUGUGGUUUGAUUAUUUUCUCAACACAUUGUGUCCUUUUAGCGCUUUACUUCAGUUUCUCUCUAAUUUUCAUAAUAUUAUUAUUGAACAUUAUGCUUAAUUAUUCAUCCGAAUAUUCGUGUCCCAUUUUUUAAAUUGAAUUUCAGGAUAACUUGUAUUUUAUAUGCAACGAGGUUAUGUCACGUAGUGGGUGCAUUUAUAUUCAUACCCUUUUUGAUAAGAUGAAUGCAUAUGCUUAUAUAAGCGUAUAGGUAUAAAUAACCAUCAAAAAUAGAGAAAAAGACCAAUAUUUUGCUUUUCGGUUACUUAUGAAAUGUGAAAAAGACCAUAUAAAUAUAUCUAUUAAAGGGAAGUAUAGUUUCAUAAAAUCUUGAGGAUUACAUUCCAUAAACCAAGAUUACCUUCCGUUUUUGCUUUGAUCCUCUUCUUAUCAAAUAUAUAAACAUGACCAUUUGAUCUUUCAUUUUGGAUAGUGGGAUAUACAGGCAGAAGAAAAUCGAGAUAAAUCAACUAAAUGAUUUGGAUAAUCAUCUUGAAGAUUUGAAGGAAAAUCCAAGAGCUUCAAAAACUCCAAAAAUUGAUAGGCAUCCAUCAUCAUCAUGUAUCAUCCAAACAUGUUCGAAUCUCAUCAUCAUAUGUUCGAUAUGACGCCGAAAAACUCCGAAAACGAUUUGGGUAUCACCGGGAGCCACGAAGAGGAUUUCGAGACUAAGUCCGGCGCAGAAGUCACCAUGGAGAAUCCUUUAGAAGAAGAGCUUCAAGAUCCUAAUCAGCGUCCCAACAAAAAGAAGCGUUACCACCGUCACACACAACGCCAGAUUCAAGAGCUAGAGUCGUUCUUCAAGGAAUGUCCUCAUCCAGACGAUAAGCAAAGAAAGGAGCUGAGUCGCGAGCUAAGCUUAGAACCUCUUCAAGUCAAGUUUUGGUUCCAAAACAAACGCACUCAAAUGAAGGCACAACAUGAGAGGCACGAGAACCAGAUACUGAAGUCAGAAAAUGACAAGCUCCGAGCAGAGAACAAUAGGUACAAGGAUGCUCUAAGCAACGCAACAUGCCCAAACUGUGGUGGUCCGGCAGCUAUAGGAGAAAUGUCCUUCGACGAACAGCAUUUAAGGAUCGAAAAUGCUCGUUUACGCGAAGAGAUUGACAGAAUCUCUGCCAUAGCUGCUAAAUACGUAGGGAAGCCUUUAAUGGCUAAUUCCUCUUCUUUCCCUCAGCUCUCUUCUUCACACCACAUUCCCUCGCGCUCGCUUGAUCUUGAAGUUGGGAACUUUGGGAACAAUAACAAUAGCCACACUGGUUUCGUUGGGGAAAUGUUUGGAAGCAGCGACAUUUUGAGGUCGGUUUCGAUACCUUCUGAGGCUGAUAAGCCUAUGAUUGUUGAGUUAGCUGUUGCAGCAAUGGAAGAGCUUGUGAGAAUGGCUCAAACUGGUGAUCCCUUAUGGGUUUCAAGCGAUAAUUCUGUUGAGAUUCUCAAUGAAGAAGAGUAUUUUAGGACGUUUCCUAGAGGAAUUGGACCGAAACCUAUCGGUUUGAGAUCAGAAGCUUCAAGAGAGUCUACUGUUGUUAUCAUGAAUCAUAUCAAUCUCAUUGAGAUUCUAAUGGAUGUGAAUCAAUGGUCUAGUGUGUUCUGCGGGAUUGUAUCAAGAGCAUUGACUCUAGAAGUUCUCUCAACUGGCGUAGCAGGGAACUACAAUGGGGCAUUGCAAGUGAUGACAGCAGAGUUCCAAGUCCCAUCGCCGCUUGUCCCUACUCGUGAGAACUACUUUGUAAGGUACUGUAAACAGCACAGUGACGGUAUUUGGGCGGUUGUGGAUGUCUCUUUGGACAGCCUAAGACCAAGUCCGAUCACUAGAAGCAGAAGAAGACCCUCUGGUUGUCUGAUUCAAGAAUUGCAGAAUGGUUACUCCAAGGUGACAUGGGUAGAGCAUAUUGAGGUGGAUGAUAGAUCGGUUCACAACAUGUAUAAACCGUUGGUUAAUACCGGUUUAGCUUUCGGUGCAAAACGUUGGGUGGCUACACUUGACCGCCAAUGUGAGCGGCUCGCCAGUUCCAUGGCCAGCAACAUUCCGGCUUGUGAUCUUUCCGUGAUAACGAGUCCUGAGGGGAGAAAGAGCAUGCUGAAACUAGCGGAGAGAAUGGUGAUGAGCUUCUGUACCGGAGUCGGCGCGUCAACUGCGCAUGCCUGGACUACAUUGUCGACCACAGGAUCCGACGACGUUCGGGUCAUGACCCGAAAGAGCAUGGAUGAUCCGGGAAGACCUCCAGGCAUCGUUCUCAGCGCCGCUACUUCUUUCUGGAUCCCUGUAGCUCCAAAACGAGUGUUCGAUUUUCUCAGAGAUGAAAACUCAAGAAGCGAGUGGGAUAUACUUUCCAAUGGAGGCUUGGUUCAAGAAAUGGCUCAUAUCGCAAAUGGUCGUGAUCCUGGGAAUAGUGUCUCCUUGCUUCGAGUCAAUAGUGGGAACUCAGGGCAGAGCAACAUGUUGAUCUUACAAGAAAGUUGUACGGACGCAUCAGGGUCCUAUGUGAUAUACGCACCAGUUGAUAUAAUAGCUAUGAACGUUGUCCUGAGUGGUGGUGAUCCGGAUUAUGUCGCUUUGUUACCAUCCGGAUUCGCUAUUUUGCCGGAUGGCUCUGCUAGAGGAGGAGGAGGUAGUGCUAAUGCCAGUGCUGGAGCCGGAGUUGAAGGAGGAGGAGAGGGGAAUAAUCUUGAAGUGGUUACUACUACUGGGAGUUGUGGCGGUUCACUACUCACAGUUGCGUUUCAGAUACUUGUUGACUCUGUUCCUACCGCUAAACUCUCUCUCGGUUCAGUUGCUACAGUCAAUAGUCUGAUCAAAUGCACUGUCGAGCGGAUUAAAGCCGCUCUGGCCUGCGACGGAGCCUAAUCGAUGUUUUCGGAAGGUAAGAGUGAAAGGGGAGGUUUAGGGAGUUUAUGAUAAUGUUUGUGGUCUUUUGUUUUUUUAAGUCUUUUGAGAUUCUCCAAAGGAAGUCAAGAACGCACCUUUUUGCGUUUAAUCUCAUUUCCGCGUUUGUUAGCGGCGGGCCGAAAAAAAGAGGCUUGAGAAAGAAAAGGUAAAGAGGUUCGGGUAUUGACUUCUGCUGGAACCAAAAAAAAAAGAAUCGGGUUUGUUGUGUUUCGGCGGUUUAGCGUUUUGCGUUUUCUUUGUUAUUAUUUAUCAUUGACUAGUGAACAGUUUAGCGUUCUGCUUUUCGCGUCUACUGUGAAACUCCUUGUUAUUAAGCCACUCUAGUGGUACUGUCAUUAUAUAUUAUGAAUCUAUGAAACUGUGUUUAUU
This is a messenger RNA of Arabidopsis thaliana (thale cress), 3972 nucleotides long. It is a transcript of the gene ATML1, whose product is annotated as Homeobox-leucine zipper family protein / lipid-binding START domain-containing protein. Gene Ontology annotation, molecular function: lipid binding; DNA binding; DNA-binding transcription factor activity, RNA polymerase II-specific. Gene Ontology annotation, biological process: regulation of DNA-templated transcription; cell differentiation; plant gross anatomical part developmental process. The coding region runs from base 1273 to 3561 and encodes 762 amino acids. The record is from RefSeq and is marked reviewed. The transcript is spliced from 11 exons. Gene Ontology annotation, cellular component: nucleus. Lineage: Eukaryota; Viridiplantae; Streptophyta; Magnoliopsida; Brassicales; Brassicaceae.